AUGUUUGAUCUUGAGGAUAAUAAUCCGUUGCUACCUGCACCCCAAUCAGAUAACGAAGGAUCCAUUUAUGGACUCGAAUUAGAUUGUCCCAACUCAAGACAAACAUGGAGAAUUUGUAACAACUUGAAGUUGUUAAUUGACAAAGUGGUCCCAAUUCUUUUUGACAAAGAAGAGAUCCUCAGACCAGAUUCUUCAAUCCUCAAUGAGAAUGUUAUUGAGUUGUGUUAUACUGCUGCCGGAGGUAAGGGUGAUGGGAAAGAAGGUACAUCGUCUCGCAAAUAUCGUGCGUGUUUGGUAUUUUGUCUCUUAAAAGUGUGCGAUUGGUAUUGGCAACAAAGUGAGUUUGAAUUGAGUGAUAAUGAGUUGUAUUCAUUGCGUGCUGUAAGUGCCCAGACUUUGGCAGCCAUUAUUAUUGAACGCGAGAAGGAUGAUAAAUAUCUAUUCUUGAGUAUGUUGUGUCACCGGUAUACAAUUUGCUUGAAUGGAAAAGACGCCGACCCAAUUAGUGCUUUAGAAUUGGCGGUAGACAUGCACUCUACUAUAGUUAUAAGUUCGUCUGGAUUUCAAAGGUGUAUCAAGUGGCUAUGGAGAGGUUGGAUUGUUCAAUCGUCAUCAGAUCCCCAUUCGUAUGUCUUGUACAACGGAGUUGCAUCGCACUCAAUUAGAACCCAUUUUGACCCGGCCAGGCUCAAGACUCCAUUGUACCAGAAUAUAUUGGAAGUGUUUUUUAGUUUUGUUUACUUGGCGCUUUAUUCAAUCAUAUUGAAUACCAACUCCAAGGAGUUUUCCAGCUUGAACGGCUUUGAAGUAAUCUUUUACUUGUGCACAUUGGGAUCUGUUUUAGAUGAAUGUGUCAAGUUUUACCACGUUGGAUGGAACUAUUUGGGAUUUUGGAACGCUUUCAACGAUUCGAUGUAUGCAAUUAUCACCAUUGCUAUAGGCUUUAGAUUUGCCAGUUUCAAUGCACAUGGUGAUUUGCAAAAUAGAUACGACGAAAUAUCUUAUCGAUUAUUGAGUUGUGCAGCGCCCUUUAUGUGGUCAAGACUAUUAUUGUUUUUGGAUGCUGAAAAGUUCGUUGGUGCUAUGAUGGUUGUAUUGAAAGUAAUGAUGAAAGAGUCGAUCUUGUUCUUUGUCUUGUUGGGUGUCGUUAUUAUCGGUUUCUUGCAAGGAUUUAUCGGAUUGGAUGCCUCAGAUGGGGAAAGUGAUGCCACCAUGAAGAUUUUGCGAUCAUUAUUCAAAGGCGUCAUUGGUAGUUCAUCUUUUGAUGAGAUGGGGAAGUUGGUGCCACCAUAUGCGUCGAUUCUUUACUACGUCUACACGUUCUUGCUUAGUGUCAUAUUGAUGAAUAUCUUGAUUGCAUUAUACUCCACGGCUUAUGCAGCAAUAGUCGACAACGCAACCGAUGAAUAUUUGGCUUUACUCGCACAAAAGACAUUAAGAUACGUUAGAGCCCCUGAUACAAACAUUUAUGUGCCUCCUUUGAAUUUAAUCGAAAUUGCAAUAACCCCAAUAAGUUGGAUCACAUCAAAGAGGACGUUCAAGAUUUUAAACUAUUAUGUAAUGCUUAUUAUGUAUUCGCCGUUGUUGCUUUACAUCACCACUGUCGAGUUGACAGCAGCAAGGAGAAUCACAUACAACCGAUACAAGCAUCUCCCUGAUGAUGCCAAUGAACAUGAUACAGAGUGGGACUUGACUGAUGGAUUUGGUGAUGCAAAUGAUGGCGUUGAUUCUUCUCAACAAAAUAAUACGCCAUUGGAUGGGGUUAGAGCUCGUACUUCUGAGAUAAAUGAUGAACUAAGAGCACAAAGAGAAGGCGAAAGACGGGAUAGCGAAUUCAUGAUUAAUUUGAGUGAAUUUGAAAAAAAGAUCGAAGCUGUAGCCAAGCCCGUUCAGGAAGCAACGAAAGUUGGUUUAAAUUGGCAAUUCUAUGACUUGUACAAAAAGAUUGAUAAAUUGACCGAUAUGGUUGAGUUGGUUAUUACGGAAAAUAAGGAAUUGAAAAGCAAGUUAGACUCAAAGUUGAAUAAUUGA
Molecule: messenger RNA, 2031 nt
Organism: Lodderomyces margitis
Lineage: Eukaryota; Fungi; Ascomycota; Pichiomycetes; Serinales; Debaryomycetaceae
Gene: YVC1
Product: Yvc1p
Exons: 1
Coding region: 1-2031 (676 amino acids)
Source: RefSeq, a predicted model, not a curated record